Penicillium paradoxum is the source of this 1050-nucleotide messenger RNA. RefSeq lists its product as uncharacterized. NCBI's taxonomy places the organism in Eukaryota, Fungi, Ascomycota, Eurotiomycetes, Eurotiales, Aspergillaceae. Bases 1 to 1050 code for a protein of 349 amino acids. The transcript has a single exon. The record is from RefSeq and is a predicted model, not a curated record.
AUGGGCCCAGGCCCAUCUGAUCCGCUGGCCGACCACCCGUGCUCGCGCCUGGAGGCACUGCCCGUGGAAAUCCUCCAGUUAAUCUUUCUAUAUUGCCUUGAAGUGAACCUUCCUCGAGCUUCACCACGUCUCAGUCACGCAUUGUCCACCCCGUUGCUCUAUACCUGGCUUAUCCGGCUUGCGUUCAGCAGUACCAAUCCAGGCUCUCGAGACGGCUUCUUUACCCCAGAGUUUCUACCACCACCAUUGGACUUCUGGGCCUUGUCUUGGCAAGAGCGUCAAAAAUUACAGACCGAUCUACUGGCAUGUCGGUGGUGCACAUUACCCCUGCUUCGAAAAUGCCAGCGUGAGUACGUUACCCAUGCUAUUCGACGCAAAUGCGCCGGCUUGGUCUUUCAGCCAAACGACCAAGUAGUACUGUCGAACCUGGACCCAUGCUUCGACAAUCUAGAAACCUGUGACUGGGCCAUAGACGGCCGGCGUGGGAAAGGGGAUCUGGUUCUUCUCGCACAGGCGGAGGAAGCCUCGCGGUCUGCAUCGUCACGCACUAUCGACCGAAAAGUUGCGAUUUGGUUCCAUUUUGGCGCAGUCCAGAUCCGUGAACCCAACGAGGUAUAUUACGAGAACGACCUUUUCCGACUGCCGUGCUCGGUGGCCAUUGGACCUGGCCGUAUUCCAGAUAAGGUCCUGCGCUCGCCGUGGUCAGAGACACAAUUUCAAUUCCUACAAUUGCUCUCUGCGGAUUUCUACCUGGAUGAGGAUGAGUUUAACCCCGACCGAUCCUCUGAGAUCACAUAUCGUCUCAUCCGCAAGCAAAGCAUUGAACCUUUUCGUCGACUGCUGCGUAUGCCAUUUCGAGCAGCGAAUUGUCGCGUCCCAGCUCGGUGGCCGCUACUGCCUUUACACUAUUCCCUUGUCCGGCGGUUUGGAAGCGGAUCCGGAGAUUCGUUUGCAACUGUCAUCUUGAACGAGCGCUGGGAUGAUAUCCCCACAGAAGCAAAGGAGGAAUUGUUGCGAUAUAUCGAGUCUCCGCUGCAAAACGAACAAUGA